GCCGCUAGUCACAUGACAGUGCUCCGUCUGUCAGAGGCAGGAAGAUGGCGGCUGGGAAGGUUGUGUUUCAGCUCUCUGUUCUUCUGCUGGUUGGGGUUCCAUGGCGGGUGACGUCCUCACAGCAAGUGCCCGUCCUGCUGUGGUCCAGCGAGAGUUCCCUGUGGACAGACGAGCCCAGCACACAUGGAGGUCACGUGACAACAGAUCGUCAGCUGGGUCAGUACUUGGACUCUGCACUGAAUAGUGGACCCCGAAAUGUCUUGCUUUUCCUCCAAGAUAAGCUAAGCAUUGAAGACUUUACAGCAUUCGGAGGAGUCUAUGGCAACAAGCAGGACAGUGCUUUUCCCAAUCUUGAAAGCAUUAUGGAAUCCUCGCCAUCUUCCCUGGUGCUGCCUUCGGUGGACUGGUAUGCUGCCAACAUCCUUCCCACCUACCUGAAAGAGAAACUGGGUGUCAGCCCCCUUCAUGUGGAUCAGUCCACCCUACUAGAGCUGAGACUAAAUGAGAGCAUCCCAUCACUGCUUGUCGUGAGGUUACCUUAUGCCAGUAGUAAUGGAGUUAUGGCGGCCAAAGAUGUCCUCCGAGCCAAUGAUGAAGUUAUUGGACAAGUCCUGAGCACUCUAAAGUCAGAGGGUGUGCCUUAUACUGCUCUUCUCACGGCUCUCAGGCCCUCCAGGGUGAGCCCAGAGGCUGAUUUCGGGGUGGCUAAUCUGAGGCGUCAGCUACUGGCCACAAAUACUCCAACCUACCCACCUGUGUCUUACAAUGGAACACAGAACACCCCAUGUAUCCUGUUCUGGGCCUCCAACAUAACCCUACACUUGGAACAGACUUCAAUGGACCUCACUGGGAGUACCUUCUCCGGGAGAGAACUCACUGAAGGAUCCAGCUGCAGCCCUACUGACUCAGUGCUGGUCCUCAAUUAUAAGACUUUCUCACUCUUCCUUUAUUUCCAUCCACCUCUUUUCUAUAGAUUCCAUCUGAACAGCCGCAGGUACAACGUGUCAGCACGCUUUUGGUCCACUUUGACCCGUGUAGUGGUCAUUAACGGAACUGAAAACGCCACAUUCUUUGCUCCCCAAGUGAGCACUCCCAGGAACUAUUCCUUCCACUGUCAGUAUAUCAGCAGUUUACCAGCAUAUGGUGCAAUCCUGAUCAAUAACAGCAGCCGGGACUCUCCUGGAACAAAGUGGAAUCUCCACAUCACCGAUUUCCAGAUCCAGGGCUUCAACGUCACUGGCCUCAAGUUUUCCUAUGCCAGCGACUGUGCCAGCUUCUUCACCCCUGGCAUCUGGAUGGGGCUCAUCACCACGCUGCUCUUUGUCUUCAUCCUGACCUACGGGCUACACAUGGUUAUGAGUCUGAAGACCAUGGAUCGCUUUGACGAUCCUAAAGGACCUUCUAUCUCUGUACCCCAGACUGAUUGAUCCUUCCGCACAGGCCACCAGCCCAUCUAACGAUCUGGCCAUACCUGAAUGUCACAUGACUUCCAUCCAUCUCUACAGCCCCACUGCACCUACAUUCCAGAUUUUUCG
Molecule: messenger RNA, 1535 nt
Organism: Nanorana parkeri
Lineage: Eukaryota; Metazoa; Chordata; Amphibia; Anura; Dicroglossidae
Gene: ATP6AP1
Product: ATPase H+ transporting accessory protein 1
Exons: 10
Coding region: 45-1427 (460 amino acids)
Cellular component (GO): proton-transporting V-type ATPase complex
Source: RefSeq, a predicted model, not a curated record